Colletotrichum aenigma is the source of this 1080-nucleotide messenger RNA. RefSeq lists its product as uncharacterized. Lineage: Eukaryota; Fungi; Ascomycota; Sordariomycetes; Glomerellales; Glomerellaceae. The transcript has 3 exons. The record is from RefSeq and is a predicted model, not a curated record. Bases 1 to 1080 code for a protein of 359 amino acids.
AUGGGCUUCCUGAACAGUCUCCGCCUCCGCGCGCGCCGAGCCCUUCGCUCACGGGCGCUGCGCAACCUCGUCCUCCUCCUGGCGGCGUACACCCUCCUCGACGCCCUGCGCGUGCAGCGCAUCAUCACGGGCGCGACGCCCCCGCGCGAGGCGAUCGCGAAGCGCCCUAGGAAGACGCAGAAGGUGUACAUUGCGGGGAUGCACUACAAUGACGGGGCGCUGAUCAAGGAGCACUGGAACGCGGCGGUGCUGGGGCUGGUGGACGCGCUGGGGCGGGGGAACGUGUUUGUGAGCGUGUACGAGAGCGGGAGCUGGGACGAGAGUAAAGUGUGGCUGAGGCAGUUGGACGAUGAGCUGUUUAAGAGGGGGGUGAGGAGGAAUGUGGUGCUGGAUGAGAGGACGCAUUUGCAGGAGGUCGAGGAGGGAGAGAAAGAUGACGGGGGAGGAGGGGGGGAGAAGGAGGGGUGGAUUAUGACGCCGAGGGGGAAGAGGGAGAUGAGGAGGAUACCGUUCCUUGCGCGGUUGAGGAAUCUGACGUUGCGGGAUCUGUGGAGGUUGACGGAUGAGGGGGAGGUGUUUGAUACGGUCCUGUUCCUGAACGAUGUCGUCUUCACUGCCGAGGACGUGCUCGCGCUGCUAGACACGAACGGGGGCCUCUACGCCGCGGCGUGCUCGCUCGACUUCUCGGAGCCGCCCUCUUACUACGACACGUUCGCGCUGCGCGACUCGGCGGGGCAGGCGCACCUGAUGCAGACGUGGCCGUACUUCCGGUCCGCGGCGAGCCGGGCGGCGAUGAUGGCGUACGCGGACGCGGUGCCGGUGCGCAGCUGCUGGAACGGCAUCGUGGCGAUGCCGGCGGCGCCGUUCCUCGCAUCCGAGGCUAGUGGGCGCCGCCUCAGGUUCCGUGCCGUGGCGGACUCGCUCGCUGAGGAGAAGCACCUCGAAGGCAGCGAGUGCUGUCUGAUCCACGUGGACAACCCGCUGACGGAGCAUCUGGGCGUGUGGCUGAAUCCGCGGGUCAGGGUCGGGUAUGACGGGGACGCGUACCGGUGGGCGAACCCGACGGAGGGGAGCUGGUGA